AUGAGCAACACGGGGCAGAGCCUCUGCUUCAGACUGCUGCUGAGGAUGCAAGGGUCUUGGUCGCUCCUGUGCCUGACGUUCUUGAUAAAACUUUCAGCUGGCCCUCUACAUCUCAUCCAGGCGGUCAACCAGUGUGGGGCGGCCAGUGCACAAGUGUGUGACUUUUUCUGUGAUUGCUGGGACUGUUCAGAUGAAAACCAAUGUGGUUAUAAUAAGGUUUCAUCCAUUCUGGAAACCCCUUUCACUUGUGACUUUGAAGGCAGCACCUGCGGCUGGAAAGAUGUGAGCACCUCAGCUUAUCAAUGGAUCCCAGCGCAGGCCAGCAUCUCAACACAGGGGAUGGAGCCUCCUUUUGACCAUACUUUGGGCACUGAUAUGGGUUGGUACAUGACCACUUCGAAGCAGAGAGGGAAGAUUUCUCUCACAGCCAGGCUCAUAUCCCCACAAAUGAGAGAAGCAGCUGCAACGUGUGAGAUCCGAGCUUGGUAUCACUUGUCAGGACCAGGACUCAAUGAGACUCAGCAGCCCAGUUUGACGGUGGAGCUGACACAUGUAAAUGGCACCGUGACACUGUGGCGAAGCCCCCCAAGCAGUGCCUAUUCCUGGAGGGAACUGGUUGCAUACACUGGCCGGGUUCAUGGGAUGUUUCAGAUAACCUUCUCUUCAACACAAGACUUAUUUGGGACAGUGGUGGUGGCGCUGGAUGAUGUGGAGUUCAGAAAUUGUGGCCCCCCACAUUCCCAGACCUGUGACCUGUAUGAAGUUGACUGCCAGCAAGGUGGAUGUGUGGGUUUGGACCGGCUGUGCGAUGCAACUGAAGACUGUAGAGAUGGCAUAGAUGAAAAAGACUGUGAUUCUGUCAGUGUCUGUUCCUUUGAUGAAGGAUGGUGCGACUGGGUGCCUGAGGACGAGAACCUCUCCUGGGCAAGGAACUCCAGCCUCAACAUGACCUCGUCUCCCGCUUUCCCCACACGGGACCACAGCACCAAUAGUCAGGAAGGUUACUUUGCCUUCAUUAGCAACGGCCCCCAGAACUCGCAAGGAGGGAGAGCGUGGCUGAUCAGCCCGACUCUGGAAACCAAAAUCAGCCAUCCCUGUACGCUGGUGCUGUACGUCCACCUGUAUGACUCCGAUACCAACAGCCUAAAUAUCUACUAUCGGACAGAAAAAUCGAUGCAGCUUGUCAAGAGUCGCUCUGGGGAACUGGGCAACUACUGGUUCCGGGAGAAUGUGGUUUUCAGUGUGGCGGAGAAGUUCCAGAUUGUCAUUGAGGGGGUGAUUGGAAUGGGGCAGCCUGGGAGCAUUGCGCUGGAUGAUCUGAUUCUGUCUCCUAGCUGCAUAAGGUCAGCAGAUAAUCUUACUGUCACCCCUGAGUCGGAAACCCACGGCCCCUGUCCCGCGGACCAGUUUGCGUGCGACAAUAAGACGUGCAUCCCUGUGGAGCGGACCUGUGACUUUAAGGCAGACUGUGAUGACGGCUCUGAUGAAAAGCAUUGUGGAAUGGCAGGAUUAUCCCAAGGCACAGGAGGAUGGAGAGAUGUCAGCGUGGGGCACCUGGAAUGGUCUGUUCAAAGGAACACCACCAAGGAAGAUUCUUUUGGGUACUCUUUUGGCCUGCAGGAAGCCCCGGGACAGAUGUUGUCACUGGCUAAGGCCAUCUCCCCUGCAUUGGGUCCCUCGGGGCUGGCCUGCACUCUGGAGAUAGACUUCACCAUUGGACCUCAAGGAUUCCUUGCACUUGCUGUUGCAGACAAGAGUCCGGGAACUCAUCAUAUAGCAUGGACUGCUUUGGGAAACGGCACUGCAGUGCAAGCACAGGUCGCAGUGCCUCUCGGUGCUAGAGGCAGGCCCUUCCAGGUUGCUGGAUUUAAAGGUCAUAAGAUCGAUGUCAUUGAGAUGGACGGAUCAUCUCAAGGCCUGGCCGCAGAUGGCUAUGAGCUUGAGCUGCUGGGUCUGGAGAACCUGAAAGUGUCCAUGAAUUCCCAUCUCGCCGUCAGGAAUAUGACGUUUGUGCAAUGUGGCUCCAGCCAAGUGCUACCGUCAGGGUUGUCCUGCAACUUUGAGAUGGACUGGUGCAGCUGGUUCAUUGAACAGAGUGACGGCUUUGAAUGGGAGCGACGCGAGGGAGGGGGUACAGACCAUACUACCGGCAAAGGCUAUUUCCUCUCGGUGGAUCCUUCUGACCGCAGCUCUCUCGGUUACAGCGCACGUCUGGUUUCUACCCCUCAGGCCCCUCCUGAUAAGGGGCAGUGCCUUUCUUUCUGGUAUCGCAUGGAUGGCCCCCAAAUAGGGACUCUAAACUUGAAGGUGAAGCGCAGUGGAGAACCAGAGCAUAUCCUGUGGACCAGAACAGGGAGCCAUGGUGCUGUGUGGCACCGGGCAUUCUCCAGCAUCUCCAACCCCCCUGCUCAGAAUUAUCAGGUGAUCUUUGAAGCCCUCCGGGAUGGGUUCUUGGGUGCGAUGGCUCUGGAUGACAUCACAGUGACACAGGGACCCUGCAGUGCACAAAAGCAUUGCUCCUUUGAGACCAAUGACUGUGAGUUUGUGGGCACCAAGCAGCACCCGUGGAUACAGCGGACUGGCACAGAUGGACAGGGCCCUCCGACAGACCACACCCUGGGCACACCGAAAGGACAUUACAUGAUCAUCAACUGCAGUGCGGAGACCCUGCCAGUGGGGCAGAAGGCUACUUUUCAGUCCUCAACCUUCCCAUCUUUGCUUCACACCCAUUGUGUGAUGUUCUGGUACUACCUGAGCAUCAGUGAUCCAGGGUCCUUGACCGUGUAUGUGGAGGAGAGGGGCACACAAAGGAAGAUGCUGAGCAUCAGCACAAUGCAAGGGGAGGCCUGGCGCUAUAGUAACUUCAGUGUCCAGGUCCAAGAUGAAUGGCAGGUGGUGUUUGUGGUAGAAGGUACUGGAGGAGGUCCCUCCUCCUACAUUGCUGUGGAUGACCUUCAUGUGAUGGAAGGGGCCUGCCCUAAAUCAGGGUCUUGUGACUUUGAGUCGGGCAUGUGCGGAUGGAGCAAGCCCCAUGGAGACUGGUACAGCUGGGACUGGAAGGAAGGGAGCACCCCGCUGUGGUCCCCAUCCCCCAAGGAGGACAGUACCCUUGAGACUGAAGCAGGUCACUAUGCUUAUGUUGACAUUGGAGUGCUGGGGAUGGGCAGAAACGUGGCUGGCCUGGCGAGCGAACACCUGCCAGCUACCACUGGCUCUUGCCUACGAUUCCAAUAUCACAUGAAUUUCAUGGAGCAAAGCUCCCAAGCACAACUCAAGGUGAAGCUCUUCAGCCUGCAAGGCGAACGAACAGUGUGGAGUGCCACUGGACAUCAAGGCCGGACCUGGAUGAACCAAACUUUCUCCGUGACGAGCCUCACUGAAUUCCAGAUUGUGCUGGAAGCCACAAGUGGAGCAUGGCCAACCUUGGGGACCAUUGCUGUAGAUGAUAUCUCAUACACAGCCGGCUCAAGCUGUGGUCCCAUCCAGAGCAGGGACCAGGAGGAAGGUAACAGCGGGAUUUCGGUGGCAGGGUUGGCAGCUGGCGUGGUGUGUUCCAUUUUCCUGGUGGUGAUUGGAGCAAUUGGUGCCAGCUAUUGUAUGAAGAAGUGGAGAACACCGAGAGGUGGCAGACUAGAAGAGAGCGUCGACAUCCAGGGCUUUGACAACAUCACCUUUCGAGAUGAUACAGUCAUCAUUCCACGGUUGCCGGCGGAUGAAGAAACAGAGUAG
Messenger RNA from Euleptes europaea (tarantolino), 3729 nucleotides. RefSeq names its product MAM domain containing 4 (gene MAMDC4). Gene Ontology annotation, cellular component: membrane. Gene Ontology annotation, molecular function: protein binding. The coding region runs from base 1 to 3729 and encodes 1242 amino acids. Lineage: Eukaryota; Metazoa; Chordata; Lepidosauria; Squamata; Sphaerodactylidae. The transcript is spliced from 31 exons. The record is from RefSeq and is a predicted model, not a curated record.